Messenger RNA from Lobosporangium transversale, 933 nucleotides. RefSeq names its product Alpha/Beta hydrolase protein. The coding region runs from base 1 to 933 and encodes 310 amino acids. NCBI's taxonomy places the organism in Eukaryota, Fungi, Mortierellomycota, Mortierellomycetes, Mortierellales, Mortierellaceae. The record is from RefSeq and is a predicted model, not a curated record. The transcript is spliced from 3 exons.
AUGCGGUAUUAUUCAAUCAUUCUCGAAGACUUGGCUUUUAAACAUUCGCUUAGGAUUUAUUGCAUUGAUCGACCUGGAGUCGGAAUGUCCCAACCUGCAGAGCCGGAGUCGUGGACACCUCUCAGGAUGGCAGAGAUCGUGGAAGAGAUGGCAAAUGGAUUCAAUAUCCAAAAAUUUUCAUUGAUGGGACAUUCUUGUGGUGCCAUCUAUGCGAUGGCGUGUGCAUUACGACUGAAACCCAGGAUUAUAGGAACAGUGUGGCUGAUGUCACCGUGGGUUCAUCUGACGAUUGCCAAGCGAAUGAAAUGGAUUCGACAUGUGCCUACGACAUUAUUGAGAAGCACAAGUACAGCGACCCUUUUAUAUAAAUCUCUUUCAGUCGCUGCAAAAGAACCACCCAAUAGAUCGGACCCUAAUAUACUGAAUUACGAUCGAGAAAAGCUGGUAAAAGCGAUGCUUCAGGAUAACAUGGCGGAUAGUCUCGAGGGAGCCAAUAAUGAUUUGAUGGUGUGCCUAGAGCUCUAUCAUUCUUUUGGAUUCAGUUAUAAGGAUGUUACUCUCCCUGUUCAUGUUUUUUGGGGCACCAAGGAUGCUGUCAUUUCAAGAGAAGCUGUUGACUGGAUGGAACAAAGGCUGCCACAGUGUACAUUGAGUGUGGUUGAAGGAGGCACACAUGGUUUAUUGUGGCGUGCAGAUGUGGUUUCAAAAAUCUUUAAGGGUAUUGCAUCCUCAUGGAAACUAGCCGAAUUUGAGCGAACGCUCACUCAGAGAUGGUCAAUUAAGCAGUUGGGACUAACCAAACAUCAGUCUUACAGGAGCAGUACCUACAGUACCGUAGGGUUGCAACAGGCGAUCCAAACCAGCAACAUUUAUGAUACACGGCAAACUUUAUACCAAUCUCAACAAAUCUUUCAGGACCCGGAUAGAUUCUAA